CGACACUUUUUAAAGCAGUAGCCACAACCUCGGUGGCAUGAACACUGCUUACUCUGCUCUCUGCCGCUCACAGCAAAUUUCGACUCCCUAGGGACGGACUAGUGGCCACGGGGAGUAUCUGGGGCCUUAUAAAAGUUGUUUUUGUCCUUUGGGGUAGAAUUGUGAUCCCAUGGGUGGAACAGUGCCCUUGAGGGUGGAACUGUGACCUCACGGGUGGAACUGUGACCCAGUGGGUGGAGCUAUGGCCUCGUGGGUGGAGCUAUCUAUGGCCUCGUGGGUGGAGCUAUGGCCCAAUAACUCACCCUCCACACUCCCACCAAUUACCACUAAGGGUUUUACUGUUUUUGGAAGCCUCAAGUGAAAAAUUAGACACGUCCAGCGGGAGGAGCGCAUAUAUAUACGUGCGCUUGUGUGUGAGAGGAGCCGAGAUAUAUAAAAUCUGCGAGCCACCUUCCUCUUGAGGUCGCUGGUGGGCGAAGGUUCAGCUACUACCUCUCACCCACUGUAGCAACUACCUCUCUCACCCUCUCCCCUACACCGUACCACAACACGCAUCCUCCUCCACUGUUCAGUAUUAAAAAAUACUGUCUCCAGCUCCUGUUAUUAAUUUUCAUGGUUCCGGUACACAGUCUCUGCCAGUUAGUGUCGGGACACACUUGAAAACUAGUGAUUAAGGGAUAAACUGGUUAAGUGAACAGCUUGGGGACUUGAUGAGCAUGAAUUCCAUGUAUUUGCCGCUACUGUGGUGUCAGCAGCAGCACAAAUGCGACGCAUUUACACCUGGUCAAUACAUCCACAUCCCACCUGACUUAAGGACCAACAUCAACAUGGGUGGCGGCAGCUGCGGCGUGUGCGAUGCUGUGGCGUCCAUGACGUGCGGCGGCUGCGGCACUAUGCACUACUGCGGCAAGGAACACCAGAGGCAACACUGGCCGCAGCACCGCACUCAGUGCCCACCUUACAAGAUGAUCUCGUCUCCAGAGGCCGGCAGGUACCUGGUGGCGUCGCGUCGCCUGCCAGCGGGCCAGGUGUUGGUGGAGGAACAACCACUGGCUGUGGGUCCCCUGUCUAUCUCAGAGCUUGUCUGUCUCGGCUGUCAUGGUCCUAUCAUAGGCGACGACUUCCCCCGCUGUCCAGAGUGUUGGUGGCCACUAUGUUCCCUAGAAUGCGCCUCCAGCAGCCUUCACCAGGCAGAGUGUCCCAUCCUGGCCACUGAUGUCAAGCACAUAGGGCCACCAACUACUCAGAUGGAGACGCUUCGUUACGACGUCAUUCUUUCCAUUCGCUGCCUCCUCUUGAAGUCUAAGGACCCCACGGCGUGGCAGACACUUAUGUCGAUGGAGCAUCACUCUGAGCAGCGACAGCUCAACCAAGAGGACAAUCAGGUAGUUACUGUCCGCUACAUGUCAGAAGUGCUGAAGCUGGACUACGAUAUUGAAACUCUUCAUCAAAUAAGAGCCGCCAUAGCUACGAAUGGCAUGGAAAUAAGAAGCGAGAAGAACACGAGAGUGAGAGCAAUGUAUCCGAUGGUGCGGCUGUUCAACAACUCUUGUGUACCCAACGUGCACCUGUCUUGUGGCGUUGAGGGGACGAUGCAAGCAAGGACUACAGUGCCCAUCAAGAUCGGAGAGCCUCUUUGUAUCUGCUACACAGGGGCGCUAAUGCCUGCCUGGGAACGAUAUGACACUUUAACCAAGACUUAUCACUUUACGUGCAACUGUACCCGGUGUGAAGACCCUACAGAACUAGGAACCUAUUUUUCCUGCCCCAGAUGCCCAGAUUGUACGGGGUGCUAUAUGUUGUCCUCCACAUGGCUCGACGAGACUGUGUGGAGGUGUCCUACCUGCAAGCUGGAGAAGACUGACACUCAGGUUCGAGAGGACAUCAACGACUGGCUUCAAAGAAUAUUAAUGGACGACAUAUUUAACACCUUCAAGAGAGCCAAGGCUACGCUGCAGGAGGUAGAGGACCAGUUUCAUGCUCAGCACUACGUAUGGAUGCGGGCGGCGCAUUCAGCCUUGUACCAACUGUGCGACAACAACAUUGAACCAGCGCUCAAGCUCAGGAUUAAAAUCUGGAAGAAACUCAUGUAUUUGUAUAGCGUGCUUGAGCCAGGCCUCACGAAGAGAAGAGGUAUGACGCUGCUGGAGAUGGGCAUCAUAAUGCUUCGGGCAGCCAAACUGGAGUAUGACGAGGGUGACCCUUUCAUGCCAGAGUUCCUGAAGCAGCUGCAGGAGAUAUCAGAGUACCUGAAGGAGGCCACGCAGAUCCUGCAGCUGGAGCCGGUCGGGACCCGAGGCCCGGCGCUGGCACAAAGAGCUGAAGAGAAGAGAGCGGAGGCAGAGGAAUUUCUACAUCGUCUUGACUCCAGCUCUGUGAGGGCCGAGUGAUCUCCAGAGAAAAAAAAAUGUUUACACUGAUUAACCCAGGGUAAUUCCUCUCCUCCCCUCCAAAAAAAACAAAAACAAAACCUAGUACCCUGACAUUUUAUUUGGAGUCCUUCGGUCUUCGUUCUUGCAAUGUUAUCCAAUACAGCGGACUCCCUAUUUGGGCAGAAGGUGUAAGGAGACUUGCUAAUACAGCUUGCCCUGCCUUGCGAGACUGAUGGGCCCAAGGAGUAAUUAACCCAGAUUCUCCUUUUAUUCAACUAAUAGGAAAGUAGACUUUGCUGUAGCCAGUUGUGUAUAGAAUAGUGGCUCUUGGCAGAGGAUCUAGUUCACUUUACAAUAUAUUUAAGCAUUAACUGUUGUGCUAUAAAGUCGGUGUGAUAAAGGAGCUGUAGUAUUUAAUGAAGAAAACAAGUCACAGUACUCUGGCUAUCAACAUUCACAAUUCGCAAACUAGAAAACGUUCCAGUCUGUACUGGUCAGUUAUUAAGUAGCGACUUGAUAUGGUCGAGGAAGGAUGGGAGGUCCUCAGGUACCAUUUUCAUUUUGUUGGAUAAGCCACCUCUUGUUUCACGGGGAAGCGCCAAACCCGUCAUGAUGAUAAUGCCUGGGUAAUGGAAGGCUCCUCCUAAUCAGGACUUAUGUGAAAAACGGAUGUGUAGCAGCAUUAAGACACUCCAUAAAGGUUCAGGUGCCAUGAAUAUAUCCCUCCCUUACCAGGGAGAUACAAUAUGUAAGAUAAUAUAACAUGCUGGUUAUGCCAUUUUAUAGAAAAGACGUCUCGUUCACCAUACUAAGAAUUGAUAAAAGUCCCUGGUGUAAGAAACGUCUUAAAUUGCAACAAAUCGCAUACUGUAUUUUAUUAACAUACUUGUACUGUAUGUAAAUCACUAUUUUCACAAUAUAUAUAUAUAUAUAUAUAUAUAUAUAUAUAUAUAUAAUAUAUUAUAUAUAUAUACACACAAGUAAUUGGCAUACAGUAUAAGUUGGAAUCGCCUACUUGGCCAACUUUCUCCAGAGUUGUGUAGUUACGUGGGAUUAGCUGUUUUAAACACGAUGACUGUCCAGUCAUUAUUUGUAAGUGUCCUCGUCGUUGUGAUUUACAUCGUGUUGCACAGAUUACUGUCAUUUUGUGUAGCCCAGUCAGUGUUAGUUUUUAAUGGGGUACGAUCUGAUUAUAACUCCUUUGUUUUCUAAUACUGGCUCAGCUAAGCUACCUCUCUGCCCACCUCUCUCUCACUCCAUCUCUCUCUCUCUCUCUCUCUCUCUCUCUCUAAAAUUAAUGUGGUUAUAAUUAUAACCUUAAUUUUUAAAGGAGGUGGACCUGUAAGCCAAUGGAAGGCCUUGGUCAGAUGACCAAAAGCUUCAGUGGUGGGACAUCGUAUGACUAAAGACCUGAGUCAGGAAACGCCUCCUGUUUCCUGACGAAUUUUACCUAACCUAACCAAAGCUGUCACUGUCGGUAUAUUA
Cherax quadricarinatus is the source of this 3857-nucleotide messenger RNA. Lineage: Eukaryota; Metazoa; Arthropoda; Malacostraca; Decapoda; Parastacidae. The record is from RefSeq and is a predicted model, not a curated record.